Messenger RNA from Zalophus californianus (California sea lion), 5497 nucleotides. It is a transcript of the gene TCHH, whose product is annotated as trichohyalin. Bases 1 to 5370 code for a protein of 1789 amino acids. NCBI's taxonomy places the organism in Eukaryota, Metazoa, Chordata, Mammalia, Carnivora, Otariidae. The transcript has 8 exons. Gene Ontology annotation, molecular function: transition metal ion binding; calcium ion binding. The record is from RefSeq and is a predicted model, not a curated record. Gene Ontology annotation, biological process: intermediate filament organization.
AUGUCUCCACUUCUGAGAAGCAUCUUCAAUAUCACUGAAAUGUUCAAUCAAUAUGCCUCACAUGAUUGUGAUGGGGCAGCACUAAGCAAGAAAGACCUGAAGAACCUCCUUGAAAGGGAAUUUGGAGAUGUCCUUCGGAGACCACAUGAUCCUGAGACAGUAGAUCUGAUCCUGGAACUUCUGGAUCGCGACUGUAACGGGCUUGUCGAUUUCAAUGAAUUCCUGCUGUUCGUUUUCAAGGUGGCUCAAGCUUGUUAUUACGCUCUCAGCCAGGCUUCCGGGCUAGAUGAGAAGGGGGCCAAGUGUGAGGGAAAGGAGAACCCAUUACAAGAUGCCAGGCAAGAAGACCAAAGGAGAUCUGGGUCCCAGGACAGACAAUUGGAAGAACGCAGGCAGAAGAGGCAAGAACUGGAGAGGGAGCUCGCUGAGGAAGAGAAGCAGCGGCCACAGAGGCGAGAACGGGAAGAGCGCCUGGAGGAGGAAGAGCGAGAGAGGCGGGAGCAGCGCCAGCUCCAGGAGGAAGAGCAGCUGCAAAGGCUAGAGCGCCAAGAGCAACGAGAGCGGGAGCUCCAGGAAGAGGAGCAGUUGCAAAGGCAAGGGCGUGAGCUGCAGGAGCUGAGGCUUGAGCAGGAGGAGAGACGCAAGCAAGAACUGAGGCGCGAGGGGCAGCCGUUGGAGCAGGAGCUGAGGCGCGAGCAGCAGCUGAGGCGUGAGCAGGAGAGACUGAGGCGCGAGGAGCAGCGCUUGGAGCAAGAGCUGAGACGCGAGCAGCAGUUGAGGCGCGAGGAUCAGCGCUUGGAGCAAGAGCUGAGGAGCGAGCAGGAAGAGAGACUCGAGCAGCAGCUGAGGCGCGAGCAGGAGGAGAGACGCGAGCAGCUGAGGGGCGAGGAGCAGCGCUUGGAGCAAGAGCCGAGGUGCGAGCAGGAAGAGAGACUCGAGCAGCAGCUGAGGCGCGAGCAGCUGAGGCGCGAGGAGCAGCGCUUGGAGCAAGAGCGAAGGCGCGAGCAGGAGGAGAGACUCGAGCAGCAGCUGAGGCGCGAGGAGCAGCGCUUGGAGCAAGAGCUGAGACGCGAGCAGGAGCAGAGACUCGAGCAGCAGCUGAGGCGCGAGCGCGAGGAGCAGCGCUUGGAGCAAGAGCUGAGGCGCGAGCAGGAAGAGAGACGCGAGCAGCAGCUGAGGCGCGAGCAGCUGAGGGGCGAGGAGCCCUGCUUGGAACAGGAGAGGCGGAAAGAGCAGCUGAGGCGCGAGGAGCAGCGCUUGGAGCAAGAGCUGAGGCGCGAGCAGGAAGAGAGACGCGAGCAGCAGCUGAGGCGCGAGCAGCUGAGGGGCGAGGAGCCCCGCUUGGAACAGGAGAGGCGGAAAGAGCAGCUCAGGCGCUUGGAGCAAGAGCGGAGACGCGAGCAGGAGCAGAGACUCGAGCAGCAGCUGAGGCGCGAGGAGCAGCGCUUGGAGCAGGAGCAGAGACUCGAGGAGCAGCUGAGGCGCGAGCAGCAGGAGAGACGCGAGCAGCUGAGGGGCGAGGAGCAGCAGCGGAGGCGCGAGCAGGAGCAGAGACGCGAGCAGCAGCUGAGGCGCGAGCAGCUGAGGGGCGAGGAGCCCCGCUUGGAACAGGAAAGGCGGAAAGAGCAGCUCAGGCGCUUGGAGCAAGAGCGGAGACGCGAGCAGGAGCAGAGACUCGAGCAGCAGCUGAGGCGCGAGCAGGAGGAGAGACGCGAGCAGCUGAGGAGCGAGGAGCAGCGUUUGGAGCAAGAGCUGAGGCGCGAGCAGCAGCUGAGGCGCGAGGAGCAGCGCUUGGAGCAAGAGCGGAGGCGCGAGCAGCAGGGGAGACGCGAGCAGCUGAGGGGCGAGGAGCCCCGCUUGGAACAGGAGAGACGGAAAGAGCAGCUGAGGCGCGAGGAGCAGCGCUUGGAGCAAGAGCUGAGGCGCGAGCAGCAGUUGAGGCGCGAGGAUCAGCGCUUGGAGCAAGAGCUGAGGAGCGAGCAGGAAGAGAGACUCGAGCAGCAGCUCGGACGCGAGGAGGAGCAGCGUUUGGAGCAAGAGCUGAGGCGCGAGCAGCAGCUGAGGCGCGAGGAGCAGCUGAGGCGCGAGCAGCAGGAGAGACGCGAGCAGCUGAGGGGCGAGGAGCCCCGCUUGGAACAGGAGAGACGGAAAGAGCAGCUGAGGCGCGAGGAGCAGCGCUUGGAGCAAGAGCUGAGGCGCGAGCAGCAGUUGAGGCGCGAGGAUCAGCGCUUGGAGCAAGAGCUGAGGAGCGAGCAGGAAGAGAGACUCGAGCAGCAGCUCAGACGCGAGCGGAAGGAGCAGCUCAGGCGCGAGGAGCAGCUGGCUGAGGAGGUGGAACAGGAAGAGGCCCGUGAUAGGGGCAAGAGCCGCACCCCAAGGUGGCAGUGGCAGCUCGAAAAUGAGGCGGAAGCUCGUCAAAGCAAAGUCUACUCCAGGCCCCAAAGGCAGGAGCUGAGGCACUGCCAGGAGCAGGAGGAGGAGAAGAGGCGGCGCCAGGAGGGCGAGCGGCAACUCCGGGAACAGGAGCAGGCACGCCUGCAGAGGGAGGAGGAAGAGCAGCGCCGCGACUUCAAACGGCAGUGGCAGGCGGAGGAAGAGAGCGAGAGGCGCCGCCAGAGGCUGUCGGCCAGGCCCGCGUUGCAGGAGCUGCGGGAGAGGCAGCUAAGAGCGGAGGAGCGGCAGGAGCGGGAACUGUUCGGUGAGGAGGAGCAGCAGCGCCGCCAGCAACUCGAGAGGGGGCAGGAGCAGCAGAUCCGUGAAGAGAGGCAGCUCCAGUUGGAGAGCUUCCAAGAGGAUCGCGAGAGGAAGCUACUCCAGGAAGAGAAGCGCCGCGACCAAAAAUGGAGGUGGCAACCAGAGGAGGAAAGCCAGAGACGCCGCCACAUAGUGUACGCCAAGCCAGCUGAACGAGAGCAGCUGGGGGAAGAAGAGCAGCUGCAGAGAGAGGAACGCGAGAAGAGGCGGCGCCAGGAGCGGGAGAGACAAUAUCGCGAGGAAGAGCAGCUGCAGCGGGAGGAAGAGCAGCUGCAGCGGGAGGAAGAGCAGCUGCAGAAAGAGGAACGCGAGAAGAGGCGGCGCCAGGAGCGGGAGAGACAAUAUCGCGAGGAAGAGCAGCUGCAGCGGGAGGAAGAGCAGCUGCAGAAAGAGGAACGCGAGAAGAGGCGGCGCCAGGAUUGGGAGAGACAAUAUCGCGAGGAAGAGCAGCUGCAGCGGGAGGAAGAGCAGCUGCAGAAAGAGGAACGCGAGAAGAGGCGGCGCCAGGAGCGGGAGAGACAAUAUCGCGAGGAAGAGCAGCUGCAGCGGGAGGAAGAGCAGCUGCAGCGGGAGAGGAGGCGCGAGCAGUGCGACAAGCAAUAUCUGGAGGAGGAAGAGCUGCAGCGCCUGGACAGGAAGCGGCAAUUCCACGAUGAGGAUCAGCGCCGUGAUCUGAAAUGGCAGUGGCAACCAGAAAAAGAAAAUGAAGUUCGUAAUCACAGGGUUUACUCCAAACGCAGAGAGAAUGAAGGAAAGAUCCGGCAAUUGGAAGAUUCCCAGGUUGGAGAGAGACCAUUCCAGCAGGAUCGGUGGCCCCUACAGGAUGAACAGAAAGAAGAGAGAGCGCGAGAAAAAGAAAGGACCUGGCAGCAGCGCGACAGGCAAUUCCCAGCUGAAGAACUGCUGAAGCGAGAGGAGCAAAAGGAAGCCAACAGGCGGGACAGGAAGUUCCGCGAGGAAGAACAGCUCCUGCAGGAAAGGGAAGAACAGCUGCGCCGCAGGGAACGUGAGCAACAGCUUCGCCAGGAGCGCGACAGGAAAUUCCGCGAGGAGGAGCAGCUCCUGCAGGAAAGGGAAGAACAGCUGCGCCGCCAAGAGCGUGACAGAAAGUUCCGCGAGGAAGAACAGCUCCUGCAGGAAAGGGAACAGCUGUGCCGCAGGGAACGUGAGCAUCAGCUUUACCAGGAGCGCGAGAGAAAGUUCUGCGAGGAGGAGCAGCGCCAGCAGGAAAGGGAAGAACAGCUGCGCCGCCAGGAGCGCGACACGCAGUUCCGCGAGGAGGAGCAGCUCCUGCAGGAAAGGGAAGAACAGCUGCGCCGUCAGGAGCGCGACAGGCAGUUCCGCGAGGAGGAGCAGCUCCUGCAGGAAAGGGAAGAACAGCUGCGCCGUCAGGAGCGCGACAGGCAGUUCCGCGAGGAGGAGCAGCUCCUGCAGGAAAGGGAAGAACAGCUGCGCCGCCAGGAGCGCGACAGGCAGUUCCGCGAGGAAGAACAGCUCCUGCAGGAAAGGGAAGAACAGCUGUGCCGCAGGGAACGUGAGCAACAACUUCGCCAGGAGCGCGAGAGAAAGUUCCGCGAGGAGGAGCAGCGCCUGCAGGAAAGGGAAGAACAGCUGCGCCGCCAGGAGCGCGACAGGAAGUUCCAUGAGGAGGAGCAGCUCCUGCAGGAAAGGGAAGAACAGCUGCGCCGCAGGGAACGUGAGCAACAGCUUCGCCAGGAGGGCGACAGGCAGUUCCGCGAGGAGGAGCAGCUCCUGCAGGAAAGGGAAGAACAGCUGCGCCGCCAGGAGCGCGACAGGAAGUUCCGCGAGGAGGAGCAGCUCCUGCAGGAAAGGGAAGAACAGCUGCGCCGCCAGGAGCGUGACAGAAAGUUCCGCGAGGAGGAGCAGCUCCUGCAGGAAAGGGAAGAACAGCUGCGCCGCCAGGAGCGUGACAGAAAGUUCCAACAGGAAGAACAGCUCCUGCAGGAAAGGGAAGAACAGCUGUGCCGCAGGGAACGUGAGCAACAACUUCGCCAGGAGCGCGAGAGAAAGUUCCGCGAGGAGGAGCAGCGCCUGCAGGAAAGGGAAGAACAGCUGCGCCGCCAGGAGCGCGACAGGCAGUUCCGCGAGGAGGAGCAGCUCCUGCAGGAAAGGGAAGAACAGCUGCGCCGCAGGGAACGUGAGAAACAGCUUCGCCAGGAGCGCGACAGGCAGUUCCGCGAGGAGGAGCAGCUCCUGCAGGAAAGGGAAGAACAGCUGCGCCGCCAGGAGCGCGACAGGAAGUUCCGCGAGGAGGAGCAGCUCCUGCAGCAAAGGGAAGAACAGCUGCGCCGCCAGGAGCGUGACAGGAAGCUCCGCGAGGAGGAACAGCAGCUUCGCCGGAUGGAACGUGAGCAACAGCUUCGCCAGCAGCGCAACAGAAAGUUCCGCGAGGAGGAGCAGCUCCUGCAGGAAAGGGAAGAACAGCUGCGCCGCCAGCAGGAGGAGGAGAAGAGGCGGCGCGGUGUCUGGGAGGACCGAGAGAAGGGCAGUCAGCAGGCUCUGGAGCCGGGCAAGCGUCAGUUUGCCAGUGUCCCGGUGCGCUCCAGCCCUCUGUAUGAGUACAUCCAAGAGCAGAGAUCACAGUACCGCCCAUAAGAGAUGCUGCCAAUAUCCGGACACCUGCCAAAGCUUCCAGCAAAGGAAAACGAGAAACACUGGAUACCAAAUGACUCAAAUGUUUCUGGUUGUGGGAGAACUUUCUGAUGUUCCAAAAUCUUUUUUU